Coprinopsis cinerea okayama7#130 is the source of this 1056-nucleotide messenger RNA. RefSeq lists its product as hypothetical. Bases 1 to 1056 code for a protein of 351 amino acids. NCBI's taxonomy places the organism in Eukaryota, Fungi, Basidiomycota, Agaricomycetes, Agaricales, Psathyrellaceae. The transcript is spliced from 2 exons. The record is from RefSeq and is a predicted model, not a curated record.
AUGGUCAAGGCUAUCGUUGUCGCUGCCGCAUUGGCUGCUGUCGUCCCUGUCCUCUCCAUUCCCAUCAACGUCGAGUAUGACCUCGAGCACCGAGAUGUCUUGGACCUCUUUGAGCGCCAGUACAACGGUGACGAGGGCAGCACUGUCAAGGCUGGAGAAGAUAAAGGCGGGUCGGCCGUCAAGGGUGGUAUCGUCCCUUCUGGAAAACAGAGGACUGGUCGCCGUUCCUUCGACGACUACGACCUCUUCGAACGCCAGGACCCUAACAGCGGAUCCGGCGAGCCAGACGAAGGCACCAAGUCGGGCGGAGCGAUCAAGACCAACAUCACCCCAAAGGGAGGAAGGAAGGGCCGCCGCUCUCUCGACUACUACGACCUCUUCGAGCGCCAGGACCCUAACAGCGGAUCCGGCGAGCCAGACGAGGGGAAAAAGUCAGGCGGUGCGAUCAAGACCAACAUCACCCCCAAGGGAGGAAGGAAGGGCCGCCGCUCCUUCGACGACUACGACCUCUUCGAGCGCCAGGACCCUAACAGCGGAUCUGGCGAGCCUGACGAGGGCACAAAGUCGGGCGGAGCGAUCAAGACCAAUAUCACCCCCAAGGGAGGGAGAAAGGGUCGCCGCUCCUUCGACGACUACGAUCUCUUCGAGCGACAGGACCCUAACAGCGGAUCUGGCGAGCCUGACGAGGGCACCAAGUCGGGCGGAGCGAUCAAGACCAACAUCACCCCCAAGGGAGGAAGAAAGGGUCGCCGCUCCUUCGACGACUACGAUCUCUUCGAGCGACAGGACCCUAACAGCGGAUCUGGCGAGCCUGACGAGGGCACAAAGUCAGGCGGUGCGAUCAAGACCAACAUCAUCCCCAAGGGAGGAAGAAAGGGCCGCCGGUCUUUCGACUACUACGACCUCUUCGAGCGACAGGACCCCAGCAAUGGCCCUGAUGGAGGGUCAAAGGAACCCAACGACGGCAAGCCCCGUCCCGACCUCACCCCGGGGACCAGGAGGGGUAGGAACGGCCGCCGCUCCUUCGACGCCUUCUUGCUCGAUCAACUCGACUGA